AUGGGAAGGUCUCAAGGCAGCAGUAAGAGUCUGUUGGAUCUCAGAACCCCCUUCUGGUGCCUUGCUCUACGUGAGGCCACAGGCAGCACUGGCUCUGGCUGGAGAAGUCAGGCACCUGAGGGUACCCACCUGGCACUUAGGAGUCUUGCUAUAGCCAGACGCCAAACACAGGGCUUGGCAUGCAAUAGUUGCCCUGUGAAUAGUGGCACCAUUUUGGUUCCGAGGGUGCGGCUAACUGCCCAGGUUUGGCGGAGAAGGUGGAGUAGGACCCGGCGCCUGGCUGGCGGGUCCCAGGAGCCCGCGAAGUUGAUGUGCGCACGCUCCUCCUUCCGGGAGAGGUCCCACCCCUGGGGCCCUGGCCUCGCCUCCUGCGCCCUUUCCGGCCCCGCCUCUGGUGCGCGCGGCCAGCUGAGCCCCGGGAAAGGCGGUGAUCGCGGCUGCAACAGCAUGACUUUGGAGGCGAUCCGCUACUCGCGGGGCUCACUACAGAUCCUCGACCAGCUGCUGCUGCCCCAGCAGAGCCGCUAUGAGGCGGUGGGCUCGGUGCGCCAGGCCUGGGAGGCCAUCCGCGCUAUGAAGGUGCGCGGCGCCCCAGCCAUUGCGCUCGUGGGCUGCCUCAGCCUCGCCGUGGAGCUGCAGGCGGGCGCCGGGGGACCCGGACUUGCCGCGCUCGUGGCCUUCGUGCGCGACGCUCUGAGCUUCCUUGUCACCGCCCGGCCCACCGCCGUCAACAUGGCCCGCGCCGCCCGAGACCUGGCCGACCUCGCAGCCCAGGAAGCGGAGCGGGAGGGCGCCACGGAGGAGGCGGUCCGAGAGAGAGUGAUCCGCUGGACCGAGGACAUGCUGGCAAAAGACCUCCGGGACAAUCGGAGCAUCGGGGACCUGGGAGCCCGCCACCUCCUAGAGCGGGCAGCCCCCGAGGGCGGCAAGGUGAUAGUGUUGACCCACUGCAACACCGGUGCACUGGCCACUGCUGGCUAUGGUACAGCCCUAGGUGUGAUCCGCUCGCUGCACAGCCUGGGCCGUCUGGAGUGUGCCUUCUGCACGGAGACCCGGCCCUACAACCAGGGAGCCCGGCUGACGGCCUUUGAGUUCGUCUACGAGAAGAUCCCCGCCACCCUCAUCGCCGACAGCAUGGCGGCAGCCGCCAUGGCCCACUAUGGAGUGUCAGCUGUGGUCGUGGGAGCCGACCGCGUGGUUGCCAAUGGCGACACGGCCAACAAGGUGGGCACCUACCAGCUAGCCAUCGCCGCCAAGCACCACGGCAUCCCCUUCUAUGUGGCUGCCCCCAGCUCGUCGUGUGACCUCCACCUGAAGACAGGCCGGGAGAUCAUCAUUGAGGAGCGUCCUGGCCAGGAGCUGACCCAUGUCAGUGGGGUCAGGAUUGCGGCACCCGGAAUUGGGGUUUGGAAUCCUGCCUUUGAUGUCACCCCCAACGACCUCAUCACUGGCGGCAUCAUCACAGAGCUGGGUGUCUUUGCCCCUGAGGAGCUCCGGGAAGCCCUAGGUGCCACGGUCACCCUAGAUGGACCCCAGAAGUAACCAACCUAGCUGUCC
Molecule: messenger RNA, 1557 nt
Organism: Globicephala melas (long-finned pilot whale)
Lineage: Eukaryota; Metazoa; Chordata; Mammalia; Artiodactyla; Delphinidae
Gene: MRI1
Product: methylthioribose-1-phosphate isomerase 1
Molecular function (GO): S-methyl-5-thioribose-1-phosphate isomerase activity
Source: RefSeq, a predicted model, not a curated record